This is a messenger RNA of Malassezia pachydermatis, 1926 nucleotides long. RefSeq names its product ppn1-vacuolar endopolyphosphatase. The transcript has a single exon. Bases 1 to 1926 code for a protein of 641 amino acids. The record is from RefSeq and is a predicted model, not a curated record. Gene Ontology annotation, biological process: polyphosphate catabolic process. Gene Ontology annotation, cellular component: fungal-type vacuole. NCBI's taxonomy places the organism in Eukaryota, Fungi, Basidiomycota, Malasseziomycetes, Malasseziales, Malasseziaceae. Gene Ontology annotation, molecular function: endopolyphosphatase activity; exopolyphosphatase activity.
AUGCAGUGGCUCGCCGUGCUAGGCGCAUUGGCCAGUGCAGCAUCCGUGCUUGCGGAGCAGCAUGCAUUUCAACUGGACGAAGCGCCUCCAACGACGUUGACACGACCAGAUCAGACACUGACAGGCCGCUUCUUGCAUAUCACGGACAUGCACAUUGAUAUGCACUACAAAGAAGACUCGGCCGUCGUAUCGCAGUGCCACCAUAACAAGCCCUACAGCAAGCAUGGUGGCAAGUGGCGUGCAGGAUACUGGGGCUCGUCUGUGAGCGACUGUGACGCGCCGCAUCGACUGCCGAAUGCUACGAUGCAGUGGAUCGCCGAGCAGUGGGCGCCUGCUUCGGAUCCCACAGAGGCCUCUAGUACACGUCGGAACCCGUUUGACUUUAUCCUCUGGACGGGAGACUCGGCUCGUCAUGAUCAGGACCCAGAGAUAGAGCGUACAUCUGAAGAGAUUCAGCAACUCAACCGAGAUGCCGUGGCUAUGUUUGCGUACCAUUUCCCUGGCGUACCGCUUGUGCCGAACUUUGGGAACAAUGAUAUUGUAGCGCACAAUACCAUGAUGGCGGGUCCAUCUAAAGAAAUUGAGGAGUUUGCGCGCAUUUGGGAAGACCAUAUCCCCAAGGAUCAAAGGCCCACGUUCUUGCGUGGUGGCUUCUAUGCGAAGGACCUCAUCCCCAACAAGCUGGGCGUGAUCAGUCUCAACACGCUGUAUUUCUACGACUCGAACAAGGCGGUAGAUGGGUGUCCACGUCGGCGUCGGAAAGAUGAAGACGCCGAUGUGGAUAUCGGCACCCUGGAACUCGAGUGGCUUACUGACCGUUUGAUUGAGUUCCGUCGUCGAAAUAUGCAGGUGCACAUUAUCGGUCAUGUCCCGCCGACGGCUGGUAAUUACUACAAGCGGUGCUUUGAUGUGUACACAGAAUUGGUACUGCGAUUCCAGGAUACGAUCCUCGCGCAGCACUUUGGGCAUAUGAACUUGGACGCGUUCUUUGUCCAAGAAUCGUCUAUCGUGAACGACCGUGCAUCGAAGGGCAAGAAAGGACAGAUUCUGUACAAAAUGAUCGAGCAGGAUCUGCGCUACGACUAUGAGUCGCUGCCUGGCAACGCACGAACGGACAUGGACUACUACAGCGUGUUUUACGAGGCGCCCAGCAUGGUGCCUACGUACCUACCGUCGUUCCGUGUAUGGACGUACAAUAUCAGCAUGGAGCACAGCAAUCGUCCCUUUGUCGUAAUGUCCGACGACGAUGCAUCGCUGCUGCGUGAGUAUGUGUCGUACGACUUGUGUGACGACGAUGACCUCUCCGAGGAAUGUGUGUGGGAAGGCGACGACGACUUUGCCAUUCUGAAAAAGGACCGCCGACAUCGCCGUCCCAAGCGCAAGCACCGCCGUCGGCAUGCCAAGCUGCCGAGGUACGCCUCGCCUUCGGCGCCUUCGCGAACCAACACACACUUAUCCCUACUGGGCUACAGCCAGUGGGUCAUGGACCUGGAUCGUGCGAAUGCACAGUAUGAAAACACCCUACGGAAGUACGGGAAAGAAGCUGCUGCAAACCUCACAAUUGAGUUUGAUCUGGAGUAUGCUACGUACGAAGCCCAUGUGCUGUGGCACCCCUUCCUGGACGAGCUGGAGCAGAAGAACCCUGACCUCACGCCGCCAGUGCACCACCACUCGCCCGAAGAACACCAUAUUCCUGUGCCGAAGCAUUUGCUUUCGCAUGUGCUCGAUACCGUGCAGUUGGACUCGCCCUUCCAAUGCAAUAAGCAAGCCUGUAAAUUCGCCAAGCCUCUCAAGGCCUUCUCCAACUACGCACUCGAAGAUAUGACUCUUCGGUCCGUCAUGGACUUGGCACGUCGGCUGGUCCUCGAGCCCAAGCUAUGGAAAAGCUAUGUGCAUCGCUUGUACUGUAACAGUUUGAAAAACUAA